This is a messenger RNA of Aaosphaeria arxii CBS 175.79, 1397 nucleotides long. RefSeq lists its product as uncharacterized. Lineage: Eukaryota; Fungi; Ascomycota; Dothideomycetes; Pleosporales. The record is from RefSeq and is a predicted model, not a curated record. The coding region runs from base 490 to 1245 and encodes 251 amino acids. The transcript has a single exon.
CACUUCCGCAUCCCCUUCACACACACUUGUACCCAUGCCCCUACUUAUAGAUACCUUUUAUCCACUUUAACGAUAAUGCCUUAAAGAAGAAUGCUGCGCCAUCUUCCUCCCUGUCUGUCUUCCACUUCUUCUUCUUCUUCUUCUUCUUCUACACUCUCCUCCUCCUCUUCCUAACCCUCACUUCCCAAGUUAACUUCGUGCUCUCACAAUCUGAGCCAUUUUCUACUCCCCCCUUGGUGGGCGCAUAUCUCAAGUCCUCUUCCUCCCUAGUGUAUCCGCGCCCCCUCGUUGCUCGCGUGCCUACUUGACGUUUAUAUUCAAACUAUAUGAUCCCCCUCUCUCUCCGUGCCAGACUCCCUGUCCACAGCUGUCUCAACCCUCACCAUAUAGUAUAAACUUUUGGACCAACGUGCGCCUCGGCUUCCAUAGCAAUAUAUUGGAUCAGCAUCAGCCAAACACCCAUACUGGUUCUACCUCUUCACCGCAGCCAUGACUUGCAACCUCACAAGGACGCCCUGGGAGGUGGACCCCCUUCCUCUAUACUCCCGCGAGGACCCUGAUGCCGCCUCCAUCUACAGUAACAAUGCUCCCUCGUAUGUCUCUGAAACGCCCACCUACACAACCAUCCCGACCCAGCGCCAUAACAACAUGAUCUCCUCGCUUCUGCCUCCCUCCACCGCGAAUGAACGUACCCCAGGCCUACCAGACAUAUCAAACUUCCCGUCCCGCGGAAGCGCCGUCCCAGGAUCUCAAGUGCCCGUCCUCUACACCAACAGCUGGAGGAGCGUGACCUCCAACGUCAACAGCCGACAAUACCUGGCCGUGGCCCGGCGCCGCGCAAACGCAGCGGCCAACACCAACGUGAUCCUCAAUUCCUUCACCGUGGGGUCCUCCACGACCAACCUGGCGCUCAGGGACUCGCGGGAGGGAUCCCCGAAUGCGUCCUCCACAAAUGUGAGCACACAAGCCUACCCCGUAUCCCUUGGCGGCCCCUCGGGCUCAGUGAACCCCCUCGAGGACCCGUAUCUCGUCGGCGAGGACGCCGCCCGGCGCGCCCGGGCCCAGCGCGUCUACCGCGAGAUGUGUCUGUACGAGGAGGAGACCACGCGGCACGAGAGCAGGGGCUGGGAGUUCAUGAUGGGUCAGAUGGUUGACUGGACUGAGCGCGAGCAGAACUGGAGGCAUCUGAGAUCGAGGGUCGCCAACGCGAGACUCCUCACCCGCCGCGUAGGUCUCAGGACCUAAAGAUGGAUGGUUCGAACUUCAAAGGAGGGGCCAAAGAAUGGGCAUCGUAGCUAUGGAUGUCGCCGGAAACGACAACUCGUCAUAGUACCCGUGCGGAAUACGCGCCACUAUUGGCGGGGUUGUUCCUUUUGUUUGUCUCCCUCCGCGGCACC